UAUUUGUUGUUGUUGUAUUGCAGUAAGUAACAGCGAACGAAGAAGAAGAAGAAGAAGAAGAAGAAGAAGAAAAACGCAGAAGCCACGAUGAGUGGCAGAGCCAUGAUCUCCUGUUUCUCUCCUCCUUCAACAACUCCAUGCUCUGCCCCCAUUCCACUCUGGCGCCGAAACCACCUCCUCCAUGCAACUCCUCCACCUUCGCUACACCUCCUCUCGCGGCGGAGCCACCUCGUUGCCGGCGGAAGGAGGGUGUGGGUGAAUGUGAAGUCCGAGAAGAACUUAUCCGAGUCCCCCAAGUACGAGGAUGAUGUCGUGGUUCAGAAGAAGAAGAAGCGUGGUUUGGAUAACGUGGAAGAGGAAGCGAGGUGGUGGCAAGUGUUUCCCAAAAGAUGGGUCAUUGUGGUUCUCUGCUUCUCAGCUUUUCUUCUAUGUAACAUGGAUAGGGUAAAUAUGAGCAUUGCUAUACUUCCUAUGUCUGCAGAGUACAACUGGAACCCGAGCACUGUGGGUUUGAUACAGUCUUCUUUCUUUUGGGGAUACCUCCUCACUCAGAUUGCUGGUGGAAUAUGGGCUGACACUGUGGGAGGAAAACAGGUAUUGGGAUUUGGCGUGGUUUGGUGGUCUGUUGCGACGGCCCUCACUCCUAUAGCUGCCAAACUUGGAUUGCCUUUCCUACUAGUUGCUCGUGCAUUCAUGGGGAUUGGUGAGGGUGUUGCUAUGCCAGCCAUGAAUAAUAUUCUGUCAAAAUGGGUUCCUGUGUCAGAGAGAAGUAGAUCACUAGCGCUGGUCUACAGUGGCAUGUAUCUUGGAUCAGUCACUGGACUGGCCUUUUCUCCCUUCCUAAUUCAUCAGUUUGGAUGGCCAUCAGUAUUUUACUCCUUUGGUUCUCUAGGGACAGUCUGGUGUUCUGUGUGGCUUAGUAAGGCACAUAGUUCACCUCUUGAAGAUCCUGAACUGCGGCCUGAAGAAAAGAAGCUCAUUACUGCCAACUGUUCCUCCAAGGAACCUGUGAAAACAAUACCUUGGCGAUUAAUUUUGUCAAAGCCACCAGUCUGGGCUCUGAUAGUGUCCCAUUUUUGCCACAACUGGGGAACUUUCAUUCUACUUACAUGGAUGCCAACAUACUAUAACCAAGUCUUGAAGUUUAAUCUUACAGAAUCUGGGCUAUUUUGUGUUUUACCGUGGUUUAUAAUGGCUAUUUCUGCAAAUGUUGGUGGUUGGAUUGCAGACACUCUAGUGAGCAAGGGUCUAUCAGUUACAAGGGUCCGCAAGAUAAUGCAAACAAUUGGAUUUCUCGGGCCAGCUUUCUUCUUAACUCAAUUGAGCCACGUUAAUUCUCCUGUGAUGGCUGUUUUGUGUAUGACAUGCAGUCAGGGAACUGAUGCUUUCUCUCAGUCCGGAUUGUAUUCAAACCAUCAAGAUAUCGCCCCUCGAUAUUCUGGCGUAUUGCUUGGUUUAUCUAAUACCGCUGGAGUAUUGGCUGGUGUCUUUGGAACAGCAGCAACAGGUUACAUUCUGCAGCAUGGCUCCUGGGAUGAUGUUUUCAAGGUUUCAGUUGGGUUGUAUUUGGUUGGAACUGUGGUAUUUAAUCUUUUUUCAACUGGUGAAAAAAUCUUGGAAUAACUUACUCUCAUUGAUCAUUGGUACUUGUCAUGCCACAUGUAUAGAUAAGUCUGGAGUACUUUCCCCAGAAGAAGCACUACGAGAAGAAUAGGAGUUUUAAUUAAGAAGCAACUCAUUUUACUUAAGGCUUUUGUGCCUCACAGAAUGGUAAAUUUUGUGGAUAGAGGAGCAUUGGAGCAUAUAGAUCAGAGGGAUGACAAUGUGUCCUUGAAAGAGGAAUUGGCAUAAUUUAGUCCCUGAUGUUUUUAUCAAGGGAAAAGGUUUAGAAGAUUCUACUCUGAAGCUUCUGUUUUUUUUCCCAUUUUUGGUGGGAAGAUCAUAGUGAUUGCUUAACUUAAAAUCAUACUUGUAAAUAUAAUUUUCAUACCAACACAUCAAUUUUGUAACAAUUCAUCAAGAAAAGUGAUUUAUGUGGUAUUAUUCAUCAAGCUUCUUUUC
Glycine soja is the source of this 2061-nucleotide messenger RNA. RefSeq names its product sodium-dependent phosphate transport protein 1, chloroplastic-like. NCBI's taxonomy places the organism in Eukaryota, Viridiplantae, Streptophyta, Magnoliopsida, Fabales, Fabaceae. Bases 88 to 1623 code for a protein of 511 amino acids. The record is from RefSeq and is a predicted model, not a curated record. The transcript has 10 exons. Gene Ontology annotation, biological process: transmembrane transport. Gene Ontology annotation, molecular function: transmembrane transporter activity.